Molecule: messenger RNA, 5292 nt
Organism: Glossina fuscipes
Lineage: Eukaryota; Metazoa; Arthropoda; Insecta; Diptera; Glossinidae
Gene: sno
Product: protein strawberry notch
Exons: 14
Coding region: 339-4793 (1484 amino acids)
Biological process (GO): regulation of DNA-templated transcription
Cellular component (GO): nucleus
Molecular function (GO): chromatin DNA binding; histone binding
Source: RefSeq, a predicted model, not a curated record
CGCCACAGCAAUUUUAGAUUAGAAUGUGCUUAAAUAAUAAUUUUGUUAUAGAAAUUUGAUCAACGUAAACGCAAUUAUUAACAAGUUUACUAAGAUUUUCAAUGAAUAUCUUAUAAAUAAGAAAACAAAGGCCAACUUUUUUCAUGUUUAAGAAUUCAUACAAAACGUUCUAAGAGUUUGUAUAAAAAAAGCAGAAAAAAAAAGACUGCGGGCAUAACUCUUACGUGCUAAUAUAUAUACAUAUAUAAACAUAAAUAGAUAUAAAUAGAUAAAUUUGUAAAUUAAUGAAAACAUAGGAAAGGAACUUAUUGGAUAUUUGCAAAUAAUAUUAAAAUAAAAUGACGUCUACGAAGCGUUCCGUUGAUUUUGAUGUAGACGAAGAUUUCGAUGAUGACGAUUCCGGUUCCGAUUUUGAUGAUGAUGAAGAUCCUGAUAAAAUAGAAGUGCCAGGUGGCGGUCGUGACUUACAAACGGCUGUUACAUACGCCAAGAACAAUAGUAUACAUAAUAACGGUAACAACAAUAAUUCGCUGUUAAUAUCAAAUCAAUCGGGUGCAGCGGCAACAGCGGUCUUUGCCAACAAUAACAACAUGCCUAAAAAAUCGACAACAUCAACCUCAUCAGCUCUUGGCUUAACAGCAGCUUAUCCGAGUAGUUCAGCAGCAGCUGCAGCGGCAGCGGCAGCAAAUGCUUUUGGCGGAUUGGCGCCAGGGGCGGCCGGAAGCUUACCACCGCCAUUCAAUGCCACGCAAUUGAUGAGUAUGGCUGCUUUGGCUGCAGCCGGUGGUUUGCCUCCUUUAGGUAACUCGCCAGCAGGCGGUAGUAGUAGCAUUAGUGGUGGUCCUACUCCUGGUUUCACUUCAGCUUCUAGAUCUUCUGCUCCUUCUUCCUCUUCAUACUACCAAGCAAACACCAGUUUUAAUAUGGCCGCGUCUUUAUUGGCGCAGAUGAGCAUGGGUUUAGGUUUUGAUGCAUCGGCGCCAACUACUCACAAUGCAGCCGGAGGAGGUGGAGGUGGCGUUGGGCUAACACCACAAUCGAAAAUCAAUGCCAUGGUCUUGCAGAAAAUACAAGCAUUGGUCGCCGCUAAUCCGGAAUUCCUAACCAGCGGUAUUCCCAAUCAGCUAUUGUCUCAACUGUUAAUGCAGCCAAUGAAGACGCCCAAUCCAGUUGUGCAAACCGAAGAGGAUGAGGUUGAUUAUGAAGAAAUGGGCGUGGCCGAAACUUACGCUGAAUAUUGGCCGGCCAAAUUGAAAUUGGGUAAAAAACAUCCGGAUCCUGUAGUAGAAACUGCGUCCCUUUCAUCGGUAGAGCCCUGCGACGUUUAUUAUAAAUUGGCUGUACCGUCUGAAACCAUACAAAGCGGUCAGCUAAGUGCUUUACAAUUGGAAUCUAUUACCUAUGCAUCGCAAGCACACGAUCAUCUUCUGCCCGAUGGUAGUCGCGCAGGUUUCUUAAUAGGUGAUGGUGCAGGCGUUGGAAAAGGACGCACCAUAGCCGGAAUUAUCUAUGAGAAUUACUUAAAGGGACGCAAAAGGGCACUAUGGAUUUCGGUAUCAAAUGAUUUAAAAUACGAUGCCGAACGCGAUUUAUCGGACAUAGGUGCGGCGAAAAUUGAAGUGCACCCCUUAAAUAAGUUUAAAUAUGCUAAAAUCUCUUCGGAUGUUAACAACAAUUGUAAAAAGGGUGUGAUUUUUAGCACCUAUUCCGCCUUAAUCGGGGAAUCAAAUAAUAAGACUGGAAAAUAUCGUUCACGGCUUAAACAAUUAUUGCAAUGGUGUGGCGAGGAUUUCGACGGUUUGAUUAUUUUCGACGAAUGCCAUAAAGCAAAGAAUUUAUGCCCAGUCGGUUCGGGUAAGCCUACAAAAACAGGCCAAACUGUAUUGGAACUGCAACAAAAAUUGCCAAAAGCCAGAGUCGUAUAUGCCUCGGCCACGGGCGCUUCAGAACCAAAAAAUAUGGCCUAUAUGGUACGCUUGGGUUUAUGGGGUCAGGGAACCGCCUUUCCUAACUUCAACGACUUUAUAACAGCUGUAGAGAAAAGAGGAGUUGGCGCUAUGGAAAUUGUAGCGAUGGAUAUGAAACUGCGUGGCAUGUACAUAGCUCGUCAGUUGAGCUUUCACGGUGUCACCUUCAAAAUAGAAGAGGUUCCUUUAUCGAAAGAUUUUCGUCGCAUUUAUGAUGAAUCAGUACAGCUGUGGGUCGAGGCGAUGCAAAAGUUUACCGAAGCUGCCGAAUUAAUUGAUGCCGAAAGUAGAAUGAAGAAGACAAUGUGGGGGCAGUUUUGGUCCUCGCAUCAGCGUUUUUUCAAAUAUUUAUGCAUUGCUUCCAAAGUAAAUCAUGCGGUACAUGUAGCUCGUGAGGCGAUUAAAUACGGCAAAUGCGUUGUAAUUGGAUUGCAGUCGACGGGAGAAGCGCGUACUUUAGAACAAUUAGAGAGAGAUGAUGGAGAAUUGACUGACUUUGUAUCGACAGCCAAAGGUGUCUUUCAAUCUUUGGUAGAGAAACAUUUCCCUGCGCCUGAUCGCAAUCGAAUAAAUCGUAUUUUAGGCCUAACGGGACCUUCAUCAGAAGAUAAGAAAUCUACCAUUAUUCCCGAGGUAAAUGCAAGCAAACAAAAGGAGGAAGCAUCCUCCUCUUCAACUAGCACCAAUAAUCAUAAUAAACGAAAAUCCGCCCGCCAAGAAGGAAAGUCGCUCAAAAAAUCGCGUCCAGAAGCUUGGCAUGAUUCUGAAGACGAUCAUGCUGGCGGCUCUGACAAUGAAUCCGAUUUUAAACUAUCUAAUUCCGAUACAGAAGAAUCUGAUAAUGCCAAUCGAAGCGAUAGCGCAGAAUCUUCCGACUUUAAUCCCUUCUUUAGCGGUUCCGAUAGUGAUAAUGAUCCUUGGGUGGCUCGUGCCAAAAAAAAGAAGAAAAAGAAAACUAAACCGAAAGAUAAUUCAUCGCAUCCAACAUUUGCGACAAAUGCUGCCGUCACAGCCUCCGCAAUUACCAUAAUGCCGAAAAAACGUGGUCCUGUAAGCACGCAAGAUAAAAUACAAGAUUUGUUGCAAAAAAAACAAGAACUAAAAGGCACCGUCACUCAAAUAGGAGUGCAUGGAGUUCGUUUGAAUUAUGGUCCACCGCCCAAAGAUGCCAUCGAACGGGCAUGCAGUAUGAAGGAAGAGCUAUUACGUAAAAUUGAACUUUUGGGAGAACGCUUGCCACCAAACACACUUGAUCAGUUAAUCGAUGAGCUAGGCGGGACAGAAAAUGUAGCUGAAAUGACGGGACGUAAAGGGCGUGUUGUACAAGCCGAUGAUGGUUCUAUACAAUAUGAGUCCCGUUCUGAACAAGAUGUUCCCUUAGAAACGUUAAAUAUUACAGAAAAACAACGCUUUAUGGACGGGGAAAAGGAUGUGGCUAUCAUUUCGGAGGCCGCGUCCAGCGGUAUAUCGUUACAAAGUGACCGCCGAGUCCGUAAUCAAAGACGGCGUGUACACAUUACACUCGAGUUGCCGUGGUCUGCCGAUCGCGCAAUACAACAGUUUGGUCGCACGCAUCGUUCUAAUCAAGUGAAUGCACCCGAAUAUAUAUUUCUUAUCUCCGAUUUAGCGGGUGAGCGACGUUUCGCUUCAACGGUGGCCAAGCGAUUGGAAUCAUUGGGCGCCUUAACCCAUGGCGAUCGUAGGGCUACCGAAACCAGAGAUCUUUCGCAAUUUAACAUUGAUAACAAAUACGGUCGUACCGCUUUGGAAACUGUGAUGAAAACGAUAAUGGGCUAUGAGCAACCAUUGGUACCGCCACCCAAUGAUUACCGCGGUGAUUUCUUUAAGGAUAUAGCUGGCGCCUUAGUCGGAGUAGGUAUUAUAGUAAAUAGUGAAACGAAUCCAGGGGUAUUGAGUCUGGAUAAGGAUUACAAUAAUAUAUCGAAAUUCCUAAAUCGUAUUUUGGGCAUGCCGGUAGAAUUACAAAAUCGUCUCUUUAAAUACUUUACCGAUACGUUGGCGGCCAUUAUUAAUCAAGCGAAAAAGGGUGGACGAUUUGAUUUGGGCAUCUUAGAUCUUGGGGCAGCCGGUGAAAAUGUAACGCGAGUUAAAUUGGUGCGUUUCCUGCGUAAACAUGCUACUGGUAAGGCGCCCACCGAGCUGCAUAUUGUCAGAGUAGAGAGAGGCAUGAUAUGGCAAGAGGCUAUUGACAAAUACACAGAUUUAGUUAGCGAAAGUGAAGGCUUUUAUAUAUCGCAUCAGUUACGCAAUAAUAAACGCACUGCAAUUUUGGCUGCAGAAAUUGAACAACCAUCACAACCUCCUGCCACAGCUACCAACACAGCAACCGGUAAAAAAUCGAAAGAGAAAAUUCAAAGCAAAAAAGACAUCAUGUUUCAUGUUUAUCGUCCAAAUACCGGUCUACAAGUUCGACAUGAAUCCUUGGCUGAAAUUGAGAAGAAAUACAAAAAAGUAACCAGCGAGGAGGCCGAACCGCAUUGGACGCAACAAUAUGAUGCCUCUGUUAAUACGUGUUCACAUGCUUAUUGGAAUGCUAACUGCCGUAAUGUUAAUAUGGGCACAGAGUGCGAGGUGGGUUUGCGACAACGUUUAUAUUAUGUAUUAGCCGGUUCAGUUUUAUCGGUGUGGGCACGAGUAGAGCAAAUUCUAGCUAUGCGUAAUGCCAAUAAUAAGAUGCAAGUAAUACGGAUGAAAACUACUGAAGGGGAGAAAAUCGUCGGUACUCUUAUACCUAAAUCAUGCCAUGAACUGCUCUUACAAGAUUUAAAAUCUGACGCUGAGAAAGUGGAAGAGAUAAAUUUUUAAAGGGAAAAUUGGAAAAAUUUGCUUAAAACACGUAAAAAGCACUCAAAGAACGACAAUAGUAGAAAUAAUGCGUAAAAGCAAUGAAAAAAAAAAGAGUUCAACGUAUAAAGUUUAAGCAGAUUUGACGGCAAACGAGAAAGACUGGUAGCAAAAUGAAAACGUUAUGAAGGACAUUGAUGAGGAUGAGGAUGAGGAUGAGUCUCAUGUCAACUUUAAAGUUGAAAACGCGAUAUGUAAAAGUAUUUGUUUUUAAUAAUAUCCUUUUUUUAGUUUAUUCCCAAAUUAUUGAAGGGGUUUUUCCUUUUCUCAAUUUAUUGUCACAUUAUUGAAAAAAAUGUUUAGCCUUUUUCUUUAUUUUUACUCUCAAUUUAUCGAGAAUAUCAUCUUUAUAUUUUAUUUUCAAAUUAAUUUUUUCAUUUUAUUUUCUUUUACAAACACUUGCAAAACGACGCUUAUUUUAUGGACUUAAUAUGCUUGAAUUUAUUUAUACAUAUAUAUA